This is a messenger RNA of Lactuca sativa (garden lettuce), 936 nucleotides long. Its product is annotated as F-box protein SKIP19. Gene Ontology annotation, molecular function: protein binding. The record is from RefSeq and is a predicted model, not a curated record. NCBI's taxonomy places the organism in Eukaryota, Viridiplantae, Streptophyta, Magnoliopsida, Asterales, Asteraceae.
AUGGCAUCGACCUCUGCUGCAGAGACUUCCUCGGCAACAAAGGAACCUCCAAAUUGGUUGAAAAUGCCUGAAGAACUGACGGUAAAUAUAUUUCAUAGAUUGUGUACUUCAGAAAUACUCAACAGGGCAAGGAAAGUAUGUACACCUUGGCGGAGAAUUUGCAAGGAUCCGGCAUUGUUGAUAGCCAUCGAUAUGAUCAAACCUGUUGAUGACUGGUCCAGGGAUUACACCAUAGAAACGCUGACCAAGCAGGCAGUCCAUCUAAGUUGUGGGGAAUUGAUCGAUUUCAGUAUCGAGGGAUUUGGCACAGACGAUCUCCAUGAUCACGUUUUGCUACGGUCAAAUAAGCUGAACCGUCUUUGCCUUACAAACUGCUAUAAUAUGACGAGUAGUGGGUUGAGUCAAGCAGUCAAAAAAGUACCACAAUUGGAGAAACUUCACCUUACUUAUAUCUCUACCAAAGCAGAAGACAUUGAAGUUAUUGGAUGGAAUUGCCCUCGGCUAAAGUCCUUCAUAUUGGCCAAAGAGUACUUCAGUGAACCAUUCAUCGAAAGUAACAAAGAUGCCCUUGCCAUUGCGAAUAGCAUGCCUGAGUUACGCCAUUUACAGCUGUCUAAUAGUAACAUCACAAAUGAUGGACUUCAGGCCAUUCUUGAUGGCUGCCAUUACCUUGAAUCCCUAGACGUUCGUAUGUGUUAUAACCUCGAUCUUCAUGGAAAUUUAGGAGGACUGUGUAUGGAACGAAUCAAGGACUUUAAGCAUGACUCUACUGAAAACAGCAGGAUUCAUCCUCAAAUUCAUGACUAUGAUUACCUUGAUGAUCUGGAUUUCCCCAGGCGUUCCUAUGUGGAUGACUAUUCUGAAGGUGACAGCCUUGAAGACUUGAUCAGGCAAUUGGAAUAUGAAGGAAUUGUAAGGUAUCGUAGGUUUCGUUGA